This is a messenger RNA of Schistocerca americana (American grasshopper), 720 nucleotides long. Its product is annotated as facilitated trehalose transporter Tret1-like. Bases 1 to 720 code for a protein of 239 amino acids. Gene Ontology annotation, molecular function: transmembrane transporter activity. Gene Ontology annotation, cellular component: membrane. The transcript is spliced from 2 exons. The record is from RefSeq and is a predicted model, not a curated record. Gene Ontology annotation, biological process: transmembrane transport. Lineage: Eukaryota; Metazoa; Arthropoda; Insecta; Orthoptera; Acrididae.
AUGUCGGUGGGCAUGGCGGUGCUGUGGAACGCCCCCAUGAUGCCGCGCCUGCAGCAGAACACGUCGCACAUCGUGCUGACGGCGGACGAGGCGUCGUGGAUGACGUCGGUGCCGCCGCUGGUGGGCAUCGCGCCCAACUUCUUCACCGGCUGGCUGGUGCAGCUGGUGGGCCCGCGGCGCCUGCUGCUCUGCACGGCGCUGCCCUUCCUCGUGGCGUCGCUGUGGCAGCGCUUCGCCACCACCUUCGCCGAGCUGCUCGCCACCGUCGUCUUCUGGGGCGUGGGCUUCGGCAUCGUGAUCCCGGUGAGCCCGCAGUAUCAGGUGGAGAUUGCUGAGGAUCGCGUGCGUGGACUCAUGAUCUCGAUGGGCAUGGUCAUGAUGGGUAUCGGCGGCAUCCUGAUGACCAGCAUAGCACCCUACGUGGACUUCUUCACGCUGUGUGAGGUCGUGCUGGCGGUCCCCGUGCUGUUCGUGGGGACCUUCUGGUGGAUGCCCGAGAGCCCAUACUACCUGGUGUCGAAAGGCCGCACGGAGGAGGCGACGGACGCGCUGAUGCGGCUGCGCGGGAAGGACUCUGCCAAAGAGGUGGAGGACGAGCUGCAGCAGAUCCUGCGCUCUGCAGAGCAGCGCGACCAAAAGGGCGGCGGCGGCACCGCAGAGGCCUUCCGGGAGCUGCGGCGUAGCGCUGCGGCAAGAAGGGCGCUGGUGGUGCGUAUUUAG